Molecule: messenger RNA, 29432 nt
Organism: Xyrichtys novacula (pearly razorfish)
Lineage: Eukaryota; Metazoa; Chordata; Actinopteri; Labriformes; Labridae
Source: the annotation of a GenBank genome assembly
CAGAAAUAAACGUUGGAGAGUCGGCGCGGCUGAGUCACCGUGCACGAGACUGUGUGAAGUUCGAAUAGGUGAGUGUGGAGCGGGAGCGCGCAGGCGAGGGCGGGCACGAGCGUUCUGGUCCAGCUAUGCAAAUAGAUGUAAGGUGAGGUAAACAGAGGAGAGGGAUGGAGACAGAGGGAGGGCAGGGGAAAGGUCAAACCACAGGAGGAGGAGGAAGUGUUCAGUUAUGCAAAACUCUUCCUAUCACACCGUGAAGUACACAGGACACAUUCAGUUCUACAGGCUUUAGUGGAAACAAACAAACUCUAUUUAUAUAGCAAAGUUAAAAACAGCCAGUGGCCUACCAAAGUGCUUUACUGUAAAAAAGCCAGAAACAAUAAAAAACUGUAAAAACUAUACAAAAUAAACAAAACAAACAAUAAAAGCAUAAAGCAACAAUAUAGAUAAACAUAGCAAAUAAAUAAAAUACCUAAUAAAAGUAGCUAUAGAUCGCCAAAAGCUAAAGUGAACUGGUGCGUCUUCAGAAGUGUUUUAAAACAGUGGUGAAAUGGAUAUGCAAUACAUAUCUGAUAUAUAUAUAGGCCUAUGUAUAUAUAUAUAUAUAUAUAUAUAUAUAUAUAUAUAUAUAUCAUAUAAAUCGAUGUAAGUGUAUAUAUCCACAUACAGAAGAGGCCUGGGUCGGAUUUAAAUAAUCAGAAUUGCACUGUUCACACUUACAUGAAAAUAAGAUAUGUGUCACAUAUGAUUAAAAAAUUGGAAUUGGCCGUGGAAUUGCAGUGUGAACAUAGCCUAAGUCCUGCUUAGGCCCUGCGGCCAAUAGGGGGCCCCCAAGAGCAAUCAACAAACAAAUUUUUAAUUAAUUUUUAAUAUUUUUUAUUUUUUGCAUGUAUGAGUGAUGCUUUUGGUAUGAUCAAAAAUACAUUAUGUUAAAAAUAAAAUAGAAUCAAAACUUUCCCCUCAAUUAGUCAGUCAGAGAGCCCCUUACAAACAGCCAAUUAGUUACUCCCGUAACAGUAAACCAAUCAGAAAUCUCUUAUCAGAACUCUUCAGUUGUUAUGUGGAUGAGAAUGCCAAAUGGAUCAGGCCGUACAAAAAGUUGAUUUAAGUCAACUAUAGUAGUAUUUCACCCCAGUGCUUUAAAAUAAGACUUAAUGUUUACCGUCCAAAUCACAGUUUUGGACAUGAAAUGGACUCACAACCUGCACUUUACAGUAAACAAUUCUAUUUUCAACAAUCUAAUUUUCCAUUUCAACUUUUCAUACAUGCACCUGUCUGUUUGUCUCCAUUGUUUAAGAGCAUGGAAAUGAUUAACCCGUGUUACAAAGACAGAAUAAACCUACCGCCACCACCCACUGCUCUCUCUUACUCGCAUUUAUAUUUGUGCAAAAUCCAACCAGAUGUUACCUGACAUACUGAAUGUUAUAAACCGGGCAAGCCCUUUAGAAGCUGCUUGUAAAAAUUACCCCUGUACCUAAAAUAGAUCUGCUGUCUAUAUCCACUAUUGUUCCCCGCCAACCAAACCGGUUUCGUACUAAUCUAUUCUGAGAAACAAGAGGGUUGUUCCUCUGUGAAGUCCAAAAAAAGAAACGUGGCAGCCUUUGUUUAGUUUAUAUGCUCUAGUAAACAAAACACUACAUCUCCAGGUUCAUUAAAUCCAGGCAGCUUUAUCUAAAAUGAGACAUCUGGUGGCAGAUAUGGAGCUUAAUUGCUGAAUCAGUUGUCGGUAAUUCAUUCUACACGCUUGUGAUCACUCUCUCUUAAGAAUUAAAACCAUUAAAUAAGAGGAAAAUAAGAUUUUAAAUGUGCAUGUGUAGAACCACUUAUUCUGCUUUUUGAGUCCAGUGGUCCUGCUUUUCAUACUAAAUAAACAUUGAUACAGGUUGUUUUGGCUGAUUAAAAUCACCUGGGCAUUAUGAUUGAAUGUAAUAAAUGCAUUAAUUAGACUUUAAAAAUGGUGGGUCCAUAAAAUUAUCCAAUUACUAAGUUAAGUUUAGUUUACAGUUAAGUUUUGCAGGAGUUUAAACUUUAACUCUGAGUAAGAGUGACCUCUAGUGGAGAGUCUGGUGUACUCAUACUCUGCAUUUAAGGCAUUCAGCAGCACUCCACAUACCAAAUUAUUACUUUAUUUCAGAGGUGGGGGCUUGACUUGGACUUGAGUCCCGUUUUUGACUUGCUUGAUGAAAUCAAGAAAUGACUUGGACUCGCUUGGGACUUGAUUGUCAAAGACUUGAGACUUGACUUGACUUGAGCCCAGUGACUUGAAAAGUCAAGUCUUUUCAAGUCACUUAAUACCUUCCAGCAAGUCCAAACUGUUUAAAAAGUGUCGCAUCAACUAAUAGUCAGGAAUUACGGCCGUUGGUAACACUGUGUUGUGUUGCCAAGUCUGCUUGUUGUUGGCUUGUUUCUGGAGGUCUGUUUCCUUAUUUCUCUCACGAAACUUGGCAACACUGUCUCAAACUCUAGCCUCCCUCAUAACGACAACACCGGGAGGACUGAACAUAAAUCGCUCGCUAGUAUUGCCCGCCUGUUUCCAAUUAUUGAAGUUGAUCUGAUUAUUUUUUGUAUGACAUGUAAAAAUGUUUGGUUAAAGCUGCACUAUGUAACUUAACACAAACAAGAACCCUUGUUUAAUAAUAAAUGAAAAUAGUGAAAAACGCUCAUGAUUUAUGUAAAUCUUUACAUAUAACAAAUGGUUUAUGGCUUUGAUAUGACUUGUUUUUGACUUGAAAGAAACGGUAAGGACUUGGUUGGGACUCGAAACAAAAAGUUCAGGACUUGGACUUGACUCGGGACUUGAGAGCAAAGACUUGAGACUCGACUUGGACUUGCAACAUAGGGACUUUCCCCCACCUCUGCUUUAUUUAACAUUUAACUUAAUUUUUAACAUAACACCGCUUUAGCUACCGUUACCGAGACAUUCAGAAACACAGAGUAAAACAUUUCACAGGCAAGAAGUUGAUAUUUUUAAUCAAGAGAUUCUUUAAUACAGAAAUAAGGCAGAAUUCAGCAUCGAGGUCUUAAAAUGUACACAUAUAAACAACACACUUGGGAAAAAUAGUCAUCACAACUUGAAAAUUGUAUUAAAAAUCAACUCCGAGCAGCUGGUCCGAGGAUCCAUUCUCUGUAUUUUCAGGGGCAAAGCUAGUCGUAAAAACAUCAAACCUGAUAAAAAUAAGUUAAAAAUACAAAAGUGAAUGUAGAAAAUAUUGCCACGACUGGUUAAAUACGAUGAUGAUAAGAUGAUUCCAACCAACAGCUGGAGGUGCUGAUGUAUAAAACUUUCUCAUUAAUCAGCAAACAGUCUACAACAGUUGAAAAAGGUGCAAUAAACUGAUUCCAAAACUAGAAAAUUUGCUUGAAUUUGCUCGACGAGUCGAAACCAGCAAAGACUGAGCUGCUCCUCACCAAAAGAGAAGACGAAAUAAACUCAGGCAGCAUAAACUCAGCUGCCUCAGACGAACCUUCAACCGCUUAAAACGACCCGGAGGAGGAUGUUCAGCAGGUAUCAUUCGGCGCUGUUUGAGAUUUAAUUGCUGUAAAACGAGAGCUAGCAGUUAUGUGAAACAGGGGAAGCUAACAUGUUGAUUAGCAGGUCAGAUUUACACAACCACAGGUAAGACUAGCUUGUAGAAAAGUCAUGUGAUACAAAAAUAUAGAUGGAGCUGAAUGGAAUGUCUGAUCUAAAAAAAACUAAACUAGUUAGAAAAAUUUGUUCUCCGACUUUGUAUUUGAGUUGAAAUAGAACAGUAAUUUUAGGAUUUUUGUUUUUAUUCUAACAGAAAUCGGUUAAAUUUAUUGGAUUUGUCAGAUUUGAUAAGUUUACAUGAAUUCAAAACCCAGAAAAAACAAACGGGAGGUUGCUAGGUUUCUCAGUUCCUACCUUCAAGAACUUGUCUCCUGCCGAGUUCGAAGGAUUUUGGUCCAAAAACAAACUGCCUAACAAUCUAAGUGCGACAAACAUUUUCAUAACGGGCGAAUUAAUAAGAGUUAUACUAAUAGUAGAUAGUGGUCAUAGAUAGAAUUAUGAGCCAGUGUUGUUUUCGUCUUUGGUGAGAAAUUCAGCGCAAUAAAAGUCUGACGUGACUUCGAUAACAAUCGUUAACAUGAUAAGAUCUAGUCCUUCUGCUGCUGUAGAAUCAGAUCAGACAGCACGUUUAUAUCCGUCUCUGCUGGGCGGCUCUGUAGUACCAGCGUCACCAUGUUGUCCUGACCCAGGAAAACCUGGCAGAGCUGUUCUCUGAGGCUGGCUGUUUCUUCCGGACUUCUGUCUGCUCUGAAAACCAUUUCAGAGUCCGGAGCUCCCGGCGGUCUUUUCCCCCUUCCUUUACCUCGAAUUCCUCCAUAUGUGGCAUCCACAGCUCCCCCCAGGGUCCGGUCGCGGUAGUUCAAGACCUCAGUUUGGGGGCGGGAAGGUUUUGCAGAGGGGAAUGCGGUGGCUGAUCCGGCAAAAGAGUGGUUUCCUGGAUCAGGGCUCCUAAACAAAGUCAAAACACUUUAAUAAGGAUUCGUCACAAUAUUGCUUUAAAAACCACCUGACAUCGUGGAGUAUUUGUGAGUCUGAUCAUUUCACUGUGGUACCUGUGCUCUGAGCGUAGGAAGUCAUCCAGGUGAGGCCCUCCUCUACCCAAAGGGUCGUCUGGUACCAUGAAGUGAUCCCCAACAAACGUGUACUGCAGGAGUCUGCAGAAAAAAAUACAAGAUCCAACUGGACUUGAGAACUUCAGUUCAUCCAAAAUACAAGUAAUGAAAAAACCUGAUUUUAGAGGUUAAAUGUGCGGGUGAUUGCUCCAUUUUACCUCUUUUUGAUGAUGUCUCUCCACACAGCGGUCUCGUCUGAAAGGUCUCGCAGGUUGUCGUUGGUUACGAUCACUCCGUUGGUCUUCUGUGCGAGCUGCAGCAUAAAUCUGUAAACGCAAAAGCAACAUUGAGAAGAAACUCCAAGAAAAGAAAAGAAACAGGCGACUACAGGGUUUCUGACUGUCUACCUGUCGUCGUAGGAGCUGAUCCUCUUGCCCUGGACCUCUCUGGAAGGUGUGUAGGAGAGCAGACCCAGCUUCUGCAGAUCAGUCAGAUAGUGUUGCUCUGAAACAAACAAACAACACCAUGUUAACUCUAGAGAAAAACGCCCACAUCCUCAUGUUUUCACCUUAUUCUAAUCAAGGUUUGGACUGUUUUAGAAAACUUCUCGCUUUUGACAAUCACAACUUAGCUGCUCCUCAGACCUUUGAUCCGCGGGUCGCUCUUUUGUCUCCACUGUGGCAAGAGGGCGCUGAUGUGACGAUGGCCCCGAUCCCAAAAGUGCUGGACAGCCAAAGCGAUUCCUCGACAGGAGAAGAAGUGGCCCAACCCAUGACUAGGAAGAAUGCGAACAGUGGAUAUUUAACUUAACGUCCAUGAUGGAUCUGCUCUGAGGAAAUCAUGACAACAUGACCAAUUCUCACCUCAUGGCCACGUUGCUCCCGUCAAUGAUGAUCGUCCUUAGUUUCGGGUCUCCAGGUUGGUCUGUUAGCUGAAGGUUGAAGCUCGUCUGCAGGCCCUCCAAGAAACGCUGUUGCCCUGUUACCACCACUGAAGAAGGGGUGUUGAAACCACGUCUGUCCCUCGCUCUGGUGGGGGAAGAGUCAGCUCUGGUGAACGGGGAAUGAAGUGCUUGGGGCCCUCGUUUUACAGAGUUGAAAGACUGGGGCUUUGAGUUUAAGACAUUGUCUUGGUUCGGCCGGUUCUGUUUGGAUGUGGAAUGAUUGAGUCCAUAGUUGGGUUGGCCAUAUUGACUGUUGGUUUGGAAAUUGGUUAACGGCGGAUCUAAGGAUGAGGAAUAUGUCAUCAUGGGUGGCCCUUUGACAUCAGGUAGACUUUGGUGCAGAAUUUGGGACUUUGAUGGGGGUUGUUGCUUUUGACUGGAUGGGAGCUGUUUGGGUUUAUCAAACCAAAACAGAUCUACUACUGGUAGAUUUGACCCCUCUAACUGUCCUCUAUCAGCUGAUUCUCUCUUCUCUGUAGGUUUAAAGGGGUCAACUUCUACAAGAGCUUUGUCCUCAAACGGUCCAGCUCUUGGUCCCUCUUUCUCCAAGACUACAUCGUCCAUCUCUCUUGGUUCUUCCCUAAAGGCACCCAGAUCUUUGUGCCCCUCUUUUUGCAGCUCCAGGAGCAGCUGAUGGGUGGAUCCAUCAGGCAACCGGUUGUAGACUUCCGCCACGUUCUGCUCCAUGUACCCACAACUAGCCGCUGCUUUCUUCAGUACUCCCAACACAAAGUCCUCCUCUGAGUCCUCUUUAUCCUCAGUGCUACCCUCUUCAUCUAAGUGUCUUGUGCUUCCUGUUACUCCAUUCUCCUCACUAUGACCCUCCUCUGCCUUUGGAUCACCUCCUGUUGGGGUAUCUCCUCCUGCUGCCAGUUCUUCAUCUUCUCUGUGCUCUGUCUCACAAGGCCGGUUCCUCUCCACAUGAUUUGAAGCAGCACUGCUUGGAUUUUGCUUGUCUUGGCCAUGCUGGAUCGUCUUCAUCCGGUCGCUGCGAUCCUGCUCCUGUUGAACCAGAUCCAGUAUCUGUGAGGCCUCUUGGAGUCCUGUCCGAGCAAGUACGCGCUUCACGACAUCCUCUGUGUACCCCAUGGCGGUGAAGAACUUUAAAAGAAGCCAGAACUCCUUGUUUCCUCCAGACAACUGGAGCUCCAGCUCUCCCGCAUCUCCAUUGCCAUCUGUCACUCUGGUUCCUGCUGUUGCCACUUGAUCAGGCUGCACCUCUUCUCCAACUUCCUGUGGAGAAUGUGUAAGUCUUUCCUCAGCUCCCUCUGUCUUUCUACUUGUGCCUCCAGACUGGGAGAAAGGGUCCAUGGCUGCGGAGUCUCGCCGCAGACCUGCAGUUAUUCCUUCAACCCACCGAUCAGAAGUGCUGUCCCAUCUACCCUCCAAAUCCCCAUGUGGCCUCCCCCCACUGUCUCCAUCUCUCUCUGAUGAACUGGGGCUUGAUCCAAAAUCAGAGUCUUUCACCAAGUCCAGCAGGAUUUCCUUCACGGACCCCGGUAGGACUAGAAGAUCAAGGAUGUGCCUAUCCUCCCAUUUCUCUACGAGUGCUUUAAAGGCCCGACGUGAAUCUAAAGACUCGCCAGUGCCGCGGUCCCCAGCCUCAGGACGUCUGGACGGAGUGCCCUCACACCUCUCCACCAGGUCCAUGAUAAGGGAGUAAGCUCGGACCACUGGCUCAGCAAGACCGGAUAUGAGCAGGGACCCAGUUGAACCGACCUGGUUUGGGUUGAAGAAAAAGAAUUUUAUUUAGGAUCUUCUUAACAGAUAAGUCGAGUUGUUAGAGGUAGACUUUCAGUGUAGCCUUACGUUUGGAUACAGGAAAAAGAGAGAGAUUAAGAGAAAACUUGUUGAUGUGGUUAAGUGACCUCCUCUGCACUGAAUUGAUGCACCGUGCUCCGGUAUCCUGCAAAAACUGAAGUCUUGCCUAUCUGCUGCAGAGGGCUUCAGAAUGCUGUAGCUGAUAAAGGGCAGAUAUACAACCCAUAGGAGCCAGCGGAGGCCGAUACACUGACUAUGUUUAUAUGCAGAGUCUGAUAAAGCUAGGUUUAUAACUCAGUAAGGUACAGUCCUUGACCUAGUUCUCGAUGUACGCAUAUGGGCUUUUCCCUGUUGGAAGCGGCGGCAUGCCUCCAGCUUGUUACAUCACUUCUUAAAACAAUCAAUAAACAUGUUCCCAAGUGAGAAGUUUAAAGAGUAACAAUACUUGAUUCAAACCAUAAAGUUUUCUGUCAAGGAUCUGGAUGUAUUUGGUUACCCAACAUAGAGUAGCAGCAAAAGUUGGACUACACCUGAAAAAUGACGUGACUCAAACUACAGAGGAGGCUCGGGAGUAUAAGUCGACCCAUCCUUAAAGUUUCCAAAUAUAAAUGUGAGAUUAUGUCACAAAUAUUUUCAUAUGAGUUCAUUGGAUGCCUCCGUUUUUAUAUAAGUACAACUAUCAGAAAAAAGAUUCCACAAAGUUAGAGUGCUUGAUCUCGCAAAAAGAUGCUGAUCAGGUCGAUCAAGUUUUGAAAAUCUGAACGAGUUAUUCUUAGAAACAGUUCAGGGCGCAUAACAAGAGAUUCCCGAGUAAUGAGUCACGAAUAAAAGAGAAGUUGAACGCUAUUAAAAUUUCCUGUAACUUUGUGUUUAUUUUCCAACAAUCGAAAAAAAAUUCCCACUGAUGAAGGUCUUACAUAAAGAGGCCGUUGUUACCUCAUAAGGAGAGUGACUCAUCUCUUUGCUGAUGACACAGCACUGAUAUUGACUAAUAAUGUAGUUUCAUUAGAAAUAAACGUAAUGAAAACAUUUAAAUGUUUUUUCACGCCUACUUUUGCACCAGCGGUCGAAAGUGCAACACCAAGUUUGAUGCACUGUUUUUCUCCUGAGGCAGGGGGAGGAGUUUUAAGUGUACUGUGUUUUCCAAAGAUUGUCUCAUGUCUCGCACCUUUAAACAGCAUACAUGAUUACACCAGUACAUCGUGACUGCCAUCGAUAUACUUUACACAUGUACAGUACAGGCCAAAAGUUUGGACACACUUUCUCAUUCAAUGUCUUUUCUUUUUUUUUAUAUGACUAUUUACAUUGUAGAUUGUCAUUGAAGGCAUUAAAACUAUGAAUGAACACAUGUAGAAUUUUGUACUUAUAAAAAAAGUGUGAAAUAACCGAAAACAUGUUUUAUAUUCUAGUUUCUUUAAAAUAGCCACUCUUUGCUCUUGAUGACAGAAGUACCUUGUCAGGGUUACUUCAGGCACUCCUGUGAAGUAAAAACCAUUUCAGGUGACUACCUCAUGAAGCUCAUUGAGAGAACAGCUAAAGUUUGCAGCGCUAUCAAAAAAGCAAAGGGUGGCUACUUUGAGAAAUCUAAAAUAUAAAACAUGUUUUCAGUUAUUUCACACUUUUUUCUUAAGCACAUGAUUCCACAUGUGUUCAUUCAUAGUUUUGAGAAUCUACAAUUUAAAUAGUAAUGAAAACAAAGAAAAUGCAUUGAAUGAGAAGGUGUGUCCAAACUUUUGGCCUGUACUGUAUGUGAUAACACAAAAUACAAAUAGAGUAGGUUGUAUAAUCAUGCAACUUAAGGAAGUAGCUCAAAAAAUUCUAUGUGAAAUUACUCAGCAUAUUUAUUCUAUUACUAAACUAAUACAUGCAAAUGCAGAAUUUUUAAAGGGAUAUUCUGGCGCAAAAAUAAUUUAUGGUCAAACACACCACAACACCGAGUUAGACACCCUCUAGAGAGUUGAAUGUUGCCGACCGCUUGCUUCUCUAGUUAUACCAACUUUUGUAACGACCGCACGAUAGAAAUACACAGCGGUCUGAGGAGCCAUAAACAAACCUCAACCAAAACGCCACAAAUAAUGCUCAGAACAGCAUGUAACUUCAUCAACAGUACAUAUAGGGCCCCAGCCAUAGCACUGCCCACCAAACAUCUUUUUACCUUUGCUUGAUUUCUUUAGAAAAGAGAAUGGAAAUACAAUCAGACCGAGACGCUAAGGCAGAAGAACUACCGCGUCUGCAGUGCAAAAUGAUUAAUAUUGUGAUUAUUACUUCAAGGAAAUGAUAAAGAAAUGAUCAUAAAUGUUCUUCCUUGAGCUGCGUCACCCCGCUGUAGUCUGUAAUGGACUAACCUGAGGUCUUGCUACAAACAAGCGCCUGCUGGAAGAGAGUAGGUGAGUUGUGUUUAGUCUCUUUUCUUAAGAAAUCAGGCAAAGUUAAAAAGAUGUUUGGUGUCUAGUACUAUGGCUAGGACCCUAUAUGUCCUGUUGAUGAAGUUAGCUGCUGUUCUGAGCAUUAUUUGUGGCUAUAGAGUGGCAUUUUGGUUGAGGUUUGUUUAUGGCCCCUCAGACUACUGUGUAUUGCUAUCGUGCGAUCGUUACUAAAAUUGGUAUAACUAGAGGAGCAAACAUUCGUCGGCAACAUUCAUCUCUCGAGGAGGUGUCUAUUUCAGUGUUACAAUGUGUUUGACCCUAAAUUAAUUUACGCCGGAAUAUCCCUUUAAGUAGUUUGGUGUUCCUUUUACUGACUAUAAUCUUUGGAUCAUAUAAUGAGAUAAAACAGGAAAUUAAUAUAAAUUUAGUGUAACAUACACUUUUUAAGAAAUCCAAUAUCUUAAAUCACCAUUCUGACUAAAUUCCCAUAAAUUUGGGUUUAAAAGUUAAUCGAGCCAUAGUUCCCCCUUCUCCUCUGUGAAGGUGACCAAAAAUGAAAAUCUGAUCAAUGUGACCUGUUCUACAACAAAAAUCUACCCAGAAAGAAAGCAACACUCACCACUAUAUGUGCCGAGGUACUUCUGAUCAGGCAGUCCAUGAACAGCCCUCUGGCUCCACAGAAGACGCAGUGAAGGAUCCCGGGGUAGGAAACCUCCUGCUGCUCCUCCUGGUUCACAACUCCCUUUACAAACAACUGCAAGAUUUAAAAGUAAAAAAUCUAUUAAAAAGAUGUGUUCAAUAUCCAGAGUACUUCUCAUUUGCUCUCCUGGGAUAUCUUGAGGUGUCUAUGAUAGUUUCUAUGCAGUUGUACGUGUCGUUUAAACCUGGAAAUGUCUCAAAAUUGUCUAUUUUACUUGAGUGUGUGAACUGUAUAAAAGCCGGAUACAUUUUCUGAAAUCAGCCAACUUAUUAUUGGUCUACCUCUCGUCAUUGCAAUCACAUUAUUCCGCGCAUAUUUUGUUGAAUCAUUUGGGAGUUUGACUUUUGAGUGAGAGGUGGUGUUGUGAUGGGAGAGAGGAGGGAGAAUAAAGCGGAGUAGAGGAAUGCUGUCUCCUCCUGACCAGAGUCAAAUACCCCCUCCCCCACCGACCUCCGAGCCUUACCCUCUCCCCUCUCUGGGGUCACGCAGGAUAGCCGCUUCAUCGUCCAGAAAACAGUCACACACCUCUCAAGACUCGACACAAUCCAGCUUAUAUCUCGGUUUACUCAUGACAACGGGCCUUAGAUACAGGACUUAUAAUCGCACCUUGCCAUGAUGAGUUUUUGUUUAAAAUGUUGAAAAUAAAUGACGCAACAAAUGUAGUUUCUGAUGAAGUGAAAGUGAGAGCUGUUUGAGGAGAGGUGUUAGGCCCACGCUCUGCUGUUGUAACAGAGGCAACACAGCAGGAAUCACAAUACCGUUUAGUCCAUACUUUCAUUUUUAUGAUUUUUACGAUGGAAACUUAAAUCCGAGUCACCGAGCUUUAAUAAUCUUGCCUCGUUUUGAGAUUUGAUGGCUUUUUUAACUCAUUUUUUAACUAAUUUUGACACUUCAUAAAAUUUUUUAAAAAUCACGGCUUAAUUUGUAAUCGGAUUUUUUUCCUCCCUUAUAAUGGGUAUCGGCAUCGGCCCCAAAAAAUCCAUAUUGGUCAGGCCCUCAUAUAUACAUCUAUAUAAUCAUAAUAACUUCACUAGUGUAAUCUCAGGUUACAACUUUAUCUAAAUCAGGAGAGGACAGAUGUGUUAACCAGCAUUACAAAGGGAAAUGAGUCGACUUUUAAGUGUUUAUGCAAAGUAAUAACUAAAAGGAAAUAAUAUCUUACUUUUGCAGCCGUCACACUUUUCCUCCACCCUUGGAGCUUCAGCCAAAUCAGCCCAUUGUUGCCCUGUGUCAAAUCAUCGGCCCCGAUCCCGAACUUCACGCCGAAUAUCCGUUCCACGGUGGCGUGCAGGGAGGUCAGAGAUCCCCGCAGAACCCCGGGACAAGCGAACUCGUCCUCCACCUCGGCUUCUGCCGCUCCAUCACUCCACUCGCCGUCCAUCACUUCUUCUUAAACUCCAGUCAGAGAGUCAAACAUUCUGCAGAAGGAGAAAAAAAUACCUUACUGGCAGAACUUUUAUGUGUUUUGAACUAAAAAGCAUGACACACUCUGAUACACGGAUGACAGAGCCUCCAAAUUCUGAUCACCUUUGUCAUUGUCUUAUUUUAAGGAUAAUACUUGUGUAAAUAACACUGCUUAGAUGCAUGUAAAAUACACACAUUUCACAAAAAAAUAUAGAGAUACAUUAUCUAAAUGUAAAACAUGCAUAUGCUGGAAAAACAAACAAAAGAUAAUCAGUGAAAUUUGAUUUAUUUUCAUGUGUUGCAACCACCUCCAUGGCUAAGUUAGCUGUAACAUCUAACUUUCAACUUUCUAAGGCUGCUCAUUUACUCCCUGUCUUACAUUAUUGGACACACUGAUAAAUCCAGGUGUGUCUUAUUAGUCACAGUGAUCAGUCACACCUGGAUUAAUCAGUUUGUCCAAGAAUGUAAGACAGGGAAUAAAGGAGCUGCCUUAAAUUCAGGAAGUAGUGUAGCUGUGAAUAAAGCUCAUUUUCAUCUGGAAAUACGAUGGUAUUAUUAGCCAACAAUCGGCUGAAAUAAUAAACCAAUUGAUCAGUCUACUUAUCAUUGUAAAGUAACAUGUUAAAAUACCAUUUGUAUAUAAAGUUUGGUUUGUCUAGUCUAUAUAGUUUUCACGUAAACAUUGUUACAGCUGACCCCAGCCUCCCCUACUUUGCUUCUUUUUGCAAGUAACAUAACUUUUAUUUUUUGUAUUCCUGGCAAAGUUAAUGAUUAUCUACUCCUUUUUCCCACAAAGAUACAGCCAUUCAAUAUACUACAAUACUCUAUGGGUUCAAAUAGAGCAUAUUUCAGUAUAUCAGUGAUAAAAAAUUUUAUUUUAAGAUUUCCUGGUAGUUAAGAUUUUGUUGUAGGGUAAUUGAAAAAGUUACAAUAUAUAUAUUUGAAAAUUGGUGUGAAACAGUCAAAUUUUUUUUGGAGCUGAAAUGUUUAUUUCACUCAGUACUGAAAACCAAAAAAAAUCAAAAUGUCCUCAAAAUUGAACAAAUAUAUUUAUUUAUCUUAUUUGAUACAUUAGAUGUUUUGAGAAACUGAUAAAUUACAAGAGGACAUUUUUAUCAUUCAAAAAGUUACAAUAUAUACUUUUGAAAAUUGGUGUGAAAAGGCCCAGUCAUUUUUAACCCUUUAAUGCCUGAAACCACAAAUUAUGGCCAGAAAAUUUCAAAAAAAUUUAAGCUGAAAUGUUUAUUUUACUUACUAUUGAAACCCCCCAAAAAUAAAAAAAUAAAAAAAUAAUAACAAUAAAAUUAUUAUUAUUUUUUAAAAUGUCCUUCAAAUUAAACAAAUAUAUUUCUUUAUCUUAUUUGAUACAUUAGAUGUUCUUGGAAACUUAUAAACCACAAGAGGACAUUUUUAUCAUUUAUCGGACUGUAUAAUUUUUUUUUUUAGUAAUUUGUUGAUCAUAUUGAUUCGAUUAGAAGUAUAUAAAAGUAUGUAUCAAAUAUGAUACAAAAGGCAAUAAAAGGCUACAAUCAUUUCCAAAGUCAUGUAUCUGUCCCUCUCGCUAAGAUAACUUGAAGUCAAACUUGAUUAAAGUUCAAAUAAUUUGAAGAAUGUUGUCUUUAUAAUAGUAGGAGCUAAUAAGCAGCAAACUUCAUAAGCAGAUGUAACUUUGAUAUGUAAAUAUGGCUGUUCUUGUGUAUAAAUUCUCAAAUAACAGGUAUGGGUAAGAAUUGUUAAACAUGCCCCGGUCUCCCGUACUAACACAUAUUAUCGUUUGUUUAUUUGAUAUUUCUCAGCUUUUGAACCAAACACAACGCCAAACUGUGAAUAGAAAACUAUGUCAACGACUUUAGAUGUAUGUCUCGAUAAUUCAGCAGUGUUAUGAAACUUUAAUAUUAGUGUAAAAGACCAAAUUGACAGUCGUCUGUACAAACGAAAGACUUACAGCGAUGGAAACGUGAUCAUUUUAGCCCAAAAAUGUUGUGUUUGUGUCGUUUUUCUUACGUGAGGUCGAUCGCCUUCAAAGUUUCGUUUCCCGGAGCUUGUUUACAGGGAGGCGGCUCUGCUCGCUCCGAGUUCUCCGUAAUAAAACAAUGACAUGUUCCCAAUCGGUCCAAAGUUCAACCGCUCAUGUGGUAAUAUCGUGAAAAAAAUAGGGGGAUUGUAAAAAAAAAAACAGGCUUCAGAUCAGGAUGUAACAACCGAGUUCACUGCUGCGAGGAAGCGAGGCGGAUGAGGAAGUGUUCGUGGAUCUGGACAUCACAUCACCCGGUGGUGGAAACCCCGAAGACAAAACCGAAACUAAACGAAACACUCGUGUAUUUUGUCACUGAGAGAUAAAUACAUGUGUAAACACAGAGGGGGGAUCAUUUUGUCCGGGUAAAAUUUUCUUCAGAACAGUGUUUAACGAGUCAAAAUGCGACUGCGCACUGUUUAACUCAAUUGUGAGAUGUAUCUCGGUAAUGUCGUCGUUUUAUUGUGACAUUUUACGAAAAAUAAAGUAUAUUCGUGUAAAUAACCGUGUUUUAAACGGGUUUAACGUGUUUAAAGUGCACAUUUUGUUUACGUUGUUAGCUUGUGUUGGAGUCAAACCGAAGAUGAAGGGGAUUUCCACCGACGUCAGCCGUUGGGGUUUUUCUGUCUGUUGUUUUUUUUUCUUUGUUAACCCUUCGUUGACAAUUACAGACAUGACUAACCGUUUUUUAAGCUGACUCUUCAGCUCUUUUGGCUUCAAUUUACCGUGUCGACACACUUCCCAAAAGGAGGCACAAAAAUAUAAACUUUUUUUGUGUUUACUGAACAAUUUUCAGAGUUCGACGAAAUGUGUUUGUCUGUGACAGAGACAGGAAGACAAAUGUUGGUGCCUCCUACACUACAUCCUGUGUUUGUUCCAGUUAAAAUGUUAUCUCUACUGGAUUGGUUAUAAACUCAUUUAGGCUUGAAACAUGGGAACUAUUAAAGCUCCUAUAAGGAGUUUUUUUUGAUGCCCAUGAAAUAAGCUGAAAUCUAUACUGAUGCCUUUUCAAAUUUCCUUUACAGGAGAAGGGCUGCCAAGUUUCAGAAAAAGACAAGAGUAAAAGUCCUUUCACACCGGGAUCAUUUUUUACGUGCAAUUAUUUCGAACAGAACAUUACAUAACAUUACCCUACCAUCCUACAAAAAAAAAAAAAAAAAAAAAAAAAAAAAUUGCUCCCUGAAAUGUGGCUACGUGACCCGCACAGACACUAGAGAAUGGCCUAUUAUUUACAAAAUGAAUAAUUCCCCACGGCACAUCUGACAGUCUCUCACGGCACACUAAUAUGCUGCGUCACACAGGUUGAAAAUCACUGAUGUAGAGGACAGGAUAAACAAAGACUGGUUUGACCACUGGGGGGCGUCAAAGGUGAUACAAAUCAAAAGUUUCUGAGGUUGCUUUUAAAAAAAAUUAGCCUACUUUUAUGUAUAUUUCUAGUAUAAUUUCAUUGGGAUAACAAUGCCUUCCAAAAUUUUGUUGAAAAAUUUGCUUCAUUUAGUUUGACACAAAUUGUUAAAAAAUUAGGAACUGCCUGUUUCAAUGUCUGCAGAUUUGUUUACUUUUUGGCCAAGUAGAGAAAGACUGAUAAAACAGCCUAUCUCUACUUUUGCCUUUUAAGCUCUUUUAGGGAUUUUUUAUGCUUCUGAACUGUAGACUAAAAAUAGACGUGAUGGUAGGGAGUGAAAAUAGUGCUAACUCAUCCAUCAAAUAUUGAAACUGACAAACUUAUUGCUCAAUUAAAAAUAUUUGCUUAUUUUGAAUUUGAUACCAGCAGCACUUUUCAAGGAAGUGUGACAGAGUGUGUUUACCAGUGUGUUGCAUCAUCUCUUCUUUAAAAGAUAAUGUCGACUUUUCUGGAGAGCAGUUUCUGGAGAUUCCAAAGGGAAGUGUUGUCCCGUUCUUGCCUUACAUAGGAUUUUAGCUCCCAAACGUUUUGUUUGUUUGUUUGUUGUUACCAUCUAGCAGCUGGACUCAUCUACUACAGGAUCAUAAUACAUACAGAAUGUGGUUUGGCAUUGUUUCACUAAAGUGUGCAAGAUCUUUCUAAAAAUGGCAUCGUCUGGAUGGCGGCAUAUAUUGUGCGAUGUAGUGGUGCUUUCCUAGAUGUGUAAGCUUCAAGUAACAUUGAUGCAUCUCGUAUCAUAACCAAUGCUGACCUGGAGUUAGUUAGUUACCCCCUCCCAUCUCUAGAGUGAAGGGUAUGGCGCCCAUGUUUUCCAGAAAGAAUGCAAAAUUUUGACCCUUCAAAUCUCAGUUUUUCACUUUGACUCAGUUUACCUCAAACAAGAUUAGACUUGGAGAAUUCCCCAGCAUGUCAACCUCAUGUUUAUAAGUGGUUUCCUGUCUGCAUGGCACAGUUCUAACCUGUAUUUGUGGAUGCAACUGUAAACCAUGUUCAGAGACAAUGGUUUUUGGAGGUGACUUUAAACCCAAGCUGUGAUUUCCACUACAGAAUCAUGUCUUUUUUACCUCUGCCAAGGAGGUUAUGUUUUCGGUAGCGUUUGUUUGUUUGUUUGUUUGUUUGUUUGUUUGUUUGUUUGUCAGUGAAGAACUUUACGGAGAAAUUAACAGACGGAUUAACCUCAAAAUUUUCACCAGAGGUGUGUCUCAGCCCCAGGAGGAUCCCAUUACAUUUUGGUGGUGAUCCGGACAAAAUUCUGGAUACUGUGAUCCAGAACACACAAAAAUAAGUGUGUUGUUGGAAUUUUCAAUGCUGAAAGAUAACCAAUGGGCGGCAGAGUGGUGUAGAUAGGCGAUACAGUGGUGUAGUGGUUAGCACUGUUACCUCACAACCAGAAGGUCCUGGGUUUGAAUUCUUGUCAGGGCAUUUCUUGUUUUAGGAACAUCAUGAACAGUAAACAUACCAGUUUAAACACAAAUUAAAGUUAAUAAAAGACACGUAACAGUAAAAGUUUUGGUGUGAAUCACAAUAUAAGGGGGGGCAUGAGCUGCUAGGAGAUGUUUCUCCAGAUGUUUGUCUUUAAACAUUACACAACUCUUUCUGUGUCUUAUUGGCUUUGAACCAACUUCCUUAAAAUGCGUGGCUGUCCUCAUAUUUCAAAUGAACUUUUAAUUUUUCUCUCACUUUCAAUAUUUGAAAAGUCAUUGCACUAUUUUCAAAUUCAUGAGGGGUUUUUAUGAUUUACAAACCAUCAAAUUGUCUCUACCCACGUUUUACUCAUCAUCCGUACUUUAAGAUUUGACCUAUUUCCUUGUUGCUACUACAGCUUGGCAGCAAACCACUACAAGUAUCACUUCUUGGUGUUAAUGGUUGUUGUGUCCAAAGGUUAGGUGAUUAGUCACUGAGAUCUUAUAAACCUCUCAUUUACUGUAACUCAUACUACAGACUACACUGUCUUCUGGUGAUAUUUAUAGACAUCAUUUUAAAGUGAACUCAUCUUUUUUACCACUAACGUUGGUGAUUUCUUGAUAUCAGUGACUUAGAUUCAAAAACAAAACUUUAGUGGUUAUAGGGUAGUUCUUGUAACCACAACUUCCCUGCUUUAAAUUCUGCAGAAGAGUUUUGUAAGAGUGUGUAUCACCACUAACUAAAAAUAAACUAACAAAACCCUGAUUUAAAAACCAACAAAUGUACAGCAAAAUAAGAAAUUUGAUGGCGUCACUUUUUAAGUGUUCUUCCUAGCAUUUGAUUUUUCUUUGAAUAAUUUGUUGUAAGUUUAGCCAAUCAUACUUCAUUAAUUCCUUGUAAAAAGUAUUAAUCAAUAGUUAAUAAGGUCGCAUAAGAAGCUUUUAAGCAUUUUUAAGUGAUAAGUGUUGAAAGAAACAUAAUUAACACAUUAGUUUUAGCUUAUAAGAAACUUGUAAACAGACAUACCUGUCAUAAACAUCAAUAAGAUGUUUAUUAAUUUUAAUUAGGGGUUUAUUAAGAUAUUUAUUUUAUCUUGUACUCCCAAAAUAAUGAAUGUAACUGUAUGAGCCUUCAAUCAAAAUUAAAAGUAAUGUUUAUUAUUGCUUAUAAGCUCCUCUUUACGCACUUAUUGAUACUUGAAUUGUUACUUAACAUCAAUAAACGUCUUAUUCAUGUUUAUAACAGGUAUAUAAACUGUUUACAAGCUCUAACGAGGGUCCAUAAGUGUCUUAUAAGUAUUAAUUGAUGUGUUAAUUAUGCUUUUAUAGACACGAGGACCUUAAUUCAAAGCUUUUAAGCAUUUUUAAUUGAUAAGUGUUGAAAGAAACAUAAUUAAAACAUUAGUUUUUGUUUAUAAGAAACUUGUAAACAGUUACAUUACUGUCAUAAACAUCAAUAGGGUGUUUAUUAAUUUUAAUUAAGGGUUAAUUAAGAUAUUUAUUUUAUCUUGUACUCACAAAAUGAUUAAUGUAACUGUAAAAGUUUAUUUAUUAUUGCUUAUAAGCUCCUCUAUAGGCUCUUAUUGAUACUUAAAUACUUAACAUCAAUGAACGUCUUAUUCAUGUUUAUAACAGGUAUAUAAACUGUUUACAAGCUCUAACGAGAGUCCGUAAGUGUCUUAUAAGUAAUAAUUGAUGUGUUUAUUAUGCUUUUAUAGACACAAGGACCUUAUUUCAAAGUGAUGUCAGCAGGAUUAACUUCUCAGACACAAAUUCUUGUAAUGUAAGAGGAAAUUUACUUUUCAAAGCUUCAAAACAAACAGAUGUGAUGAGAAAGGGUUAAUUAAAAUGAAAGUAAAUCCUGUCGUGACUCCAGACUGGCCUGUGCUGCUGGGCAGUCCUGAAGCAGAAGUAAACUGGAAAGGUUUGUUUGCAGGAGUUUCACUUCCCGCUCUGUGAGCAGAUAUUGAAUGAGCCUCGUACCUUUAACUCAGUCUGUACGCCUGAAGCACGAGGAGUGAGAGUUUGUCCUUCAGGGUAAGUCAUAAUCUCAUUUUAUUAGAAAUAAUCUUCCUGUUUUAAGACAGGGUUUAGGAGUCUUUAACGCUUGUUUGACUUGGGAAUUAUGGUUUGGAUUUGUUAGUGCCUCAAAUGUUAAGAAUAAAAGUUUAGGUUCAGUUGAAGCAUAUUUGGACUUUAACUUUACGCUAAAGUAGCAGGGAGUUUGUAUUUAGUCUUGUAAACUGAAAACCAAAAUGUAAUAGAGACAUAAAACUAGGCAUUUUUAUCUGCACGUAACUUUAUUUUUAACCUUUAGAGAUGUUCCACUUCAUUCCACCACCCUCGGACUUUCUUGUGCAAAGUAGUCAGAAACAAAAAAAAUGUGGUUUCCUGUUGUGUUUUUACUCGAUGCUUUUAAAUCUGGUGCAACUGCUUUUCUGAAGAAUACCAAAUGCCACAAACAGGUGUCAGACACAAGAUAAAAAAACUUAAGUUCCAGCAGACAUACCUUUUAAAGGAUCCUCUUCUUUAUAUGACAAAAGCAAACCAGGAAUCAAAUCACUUUUUAGGUUUAUUCACCUAUGUCACUGCCCAGACAUGUUCAUCUAUAAAUAUUAUGAAGAGCUUCAUCAUGCCAGGCUAAAAGCAUUCCUGCGUCCACCUGAAAUAAAGGAGGCAGGUAUUUACAUGAAGUGGUUUAAUCAGGUGAUGGGAAUGAAAAGAGGAAGCAGUGACCUAAAGGCGAGAGCGUGUGACAAGAUCUUAGAAUGAAACUGAAGUUAAUCGUUUACUGGAAACAGCUGAAGGUACGAGAUGUAUUUCAUAAUGUCAGCAGUUAAAACGCUGAUGAAAAGGUGUGGUGAAUUAUCACUCAACAAUACAGCGCAAGAUUUAAUUGGUCCAAAUGUUAUUGUCUGUUUUUCCACCACGUCUGAAUGAACUUAAGUUCAGACAAAUGGUGAGAAACAUAACAAACCAUAAACUACGGAGUCCAUGAAGCCCCAAAAAACAAACUUUUUAUAUUGUGCAUUCAAGAUAGUAUCUUGCGUGCACAAUUAAAGUAACUUGAUUACAGUACGAUCAUCUUGUGCAAGUUAUUAUCUCAUUAACAGAAGUAAAUGUAUUCGACAGACAAAAUAAUAUCUUGUUCUUGCAAGAAAAUGAUCUUUUAUGCGCAAGAUUAUAUUUUGUUCCAACAAGAUAGUUAUAUUCUGCCAAUGAAAUAAUAAUCUUAUUUUCACAAGAUAUUACCCUGUCCCAAGAGGAAAUAAACUAGUCUUAAAAUCACAAGUAAACAUUCUGAUGCAUACAAGAUAUUACCUUGGUCCAACAAGAUAACAAUCCUUUAAGCAUAGGAUGGUUGAUUUGUUUGCACAAGAUAUAACCCUGUUCAACAAGAAAACAACUUUUGCGCUCUUGUAGGAAGAUAAUUAUAUUCUGUGGACAAAUGUAUCUUGUUCCAACAAGAUAAUUAUAUUUUUCACAUAAAAUAUCUUGUUUCUACAAGAUAGUGAUGUUUUGCACUCUAACUAAUCAUCUUGUUUCCACAAUACUGCCAUCUUGCUAGAUUGAUUCAUUUUUGUAUGAGUACAAGUGAACAUCUGGUAAAAUAGUAUCUUGUCCUACAAGAUAUAUAACAAGAUAGACACAUAAGAUAUUCAUCCUUUGGUGAACAAGAGAGUUAACUUUUUGCGUUGGACAAAAAAACAGUAAAAUAAGAAAAUAUCUUGUGUGCACAGGAUAAUUAUCUUGUGAGAACUACUUGUUGUCAAUAGAACCUCUUACCAUGAGAAAGUUUUAUACUGACUUCAUUUCUUAUGUAAACUAGUAUCUUGACGGCUUUAACCUUUGGUCCACUCUGAAUCUGGUUCUUCUUAUACAAAUAUUUUAAAUCCAUGUUGAACUUAUUUGAAACGUUUCGGGGUGUAAUUCUUUUAUUGGUUAUUUUCUCCUUUAGUGAGUAAUGGCCCUGUCCAGCUGUCCACCCAAGAGGUUCAUUGAAACCUCCAACCUGGAGAACUGGGAAGUGAUCGACUCUGGAGGUUUUGGAAACGUCUACAAAGCCAGACAUCGUGGGUGGUGCUCCAACGUGGCCGUCAAGCUGCUUCACUUCGAUAACAGGUCAGUAGUUUUGAAAAGUUUCUUCUUUUCUUCGACAAAAAGGACUCCGAGGGUUACUAAUAUUUUAUUGACCACACAGUAAAUCUUUGCUGCGAGAGAUCGACAUGAUGCUUCAGGGGAGCAGCCCGCAUGUUAUUCAGGUGCUCGGGAUCUUCAGGGGUGAACUGUCUUUUUACCCGUCAUCGAUCAAGCUUGGUCUGGUCAUGGAGCUCAUGGAGAGAGGAUCGCUGGCCUCAUUGCAGGUACCCAGCACUAGAACAACAACCCAUAUAUAACAGAUAGUGGUUGUAGAAAUAGUACUCAUCUAUAACCUCUAUUUCUUUGUUCUUGACAUCAGAAGACCAUAGGAACUCCACCUUGGCCGCUGGUCUUCAGACUGGCUCACCAAGUGGCUCUGGGUAUAAACUUCCUCCACAGUUUGCUACCCUCUGUGCUCCAUUUGGACCUGAAGCCCAGCAACGUUCUGCUGGACCCCUCCCUCAACGCCAAGGUGUGUUUGCGUCAGAAACCCUAAAUAACCUUUGGAAACUGGGAAACACUCUUGUUUAUCGUGAACUCGGAGCAUGAUCUCAGCAGAAAACAGCCUCAGCGUGGGCAGGGUCAACGGUUCUUUCCCAAAUGUUGUAACUUAAGAAUUAAUAAAAACAAAACUCCAACUAUGUGAUGAAAUUCAAUUCAGGGAAGUAAAACCAAAGUCAAGUCAAUUCUUCUACUUACCUCUUACUUAUUGUCGUCUCUCUUCCUCUUUGCGCUAACUUUCUUCCUUUCUCUCCAGCUUACAGAUUUCGGUCUUUCCAGGUUUUAUCACAGUUCCACGCAGCUUUCCAAGAAAGACCCCGAAGAGGAAGGAGGGACUCUGCCGUACAUGCCGCCGGAGGCUUUUGACGUGUCGUACAAGCCUACCAAAGCCUCUGAUAUCUACAGGUACGAACAGAUUCAAGGUUUGAUCCAUCAUAUGAGGAAUAAUUCUCAAAGGUAGAGAAUUAGAUAAUAGAGUGAUUUUAGUAAAGUGAAGCACUGGGGAACAAUUACCAGUGAAGGGAUUAGUUUAAUCUGAGUACAGAGUGUGAAGCACUAAUAGCUUCUCCUGUGAUGAGUCGAACUUCCAGGUUAUUAGAUGGCUUCCCUGUCCGUUAGACCACACCUUAAUACCUUUGGACUCGGAAUACGCCCACACUUACAUUUUUUUUGGCUUAAUUUUUACAUGACACAACAAACCUGUGAGAAUGACAAUCUGACCCCCAAUUUCCACCGCAUCCGGAAUGGCUACGAAAAGGCCGUAUCCGCCAAUCGUAGCUGAUCGUAACCCUUUCAAGUUAACGUGUCAAUUUCCACCGGCUUCUUUCCAUUCCACUGCGGAUCGCCUGACUCCUAGUCUAGAGUAGAUUUCCUCCCUUGGAAGGACACAAUCUACUGCUUAUAUGGUUAGCCUAUGUGGCUAAAGACAACUUGUUAUUGCGCGAUUGCACGUGAAUCCGCGGGUUCUUGUGAGUUCUUGUGAUUCCUGCGGUCUGUAAUCCACCACAAAACUCGCGUCACAAACAUAUCUGGUAGGAAUUGGUGAAAAUCGCUGCUGUUCCAGGUCGGAGCCGUUCCAGAUGUGGUGGAAAUCCCGGGUUACAGGCAAAACUCACAGGAUCCGGUACGGUUCUGCUCCACUCAGCUCCACUCUGGCAAGGCAGGCAGAUAAAAUACGAGCAUUCUAAUCAGAAUCUGUCCACCGUCCGGCUCUGCUGUGGAUCUGCUCUGCCGGAUCAGAUACGCAAGGCUUCUAUUUUUGCCGGACGCCGCAGCACAAGCAGCAGCGGAAGCUGUAUGUGGCUACCGAGUAAAAUAUCCGGUUAAUUUUCAAAAUAAAGAAAAGUUAACACGUUGAACUGUUCUUAGCUUGAUAAUAGGAGAGGCCAGGGUUGUGGGAUGUGGGUGUUUAUAUACACCAAUUGGUGGAUCUCAUUCAAUGUCUCAUGGGGAAACACGCAAGACCUUGUGAGAUCUCAUCCAGUCUUGCAAGAAAUCAGUAAUAUCAUAAGAGCUUCUUCUCCAAUGGCGGUGGCAGAUCAGAUCCGUUGGGCGCUAUAUGCUUGCAUAUUUGAUCUGCCUGCCGCAGAGCCGUUCCGGAUCCAGUGGAAUUCCCGGGUUAUAUUAUGUUUCUCAUAGGUGGUGCGGCUAAAUCAACUCCCGGUCACCACACAAACAGCGAUCAUCUGUGAACAACACAUCAUUAACCAAAUCCAAAAAAUGUAUUUUUACCUAAAUACAUCUCAGACUCAUCUGUUAACAUGUCGUGUUUGUUUUUUAUCGAUGCAAUCCUACCAUGACACGUCCACUUGGGACCAAAUGUUAUGUUAGCUGCCUCAAUCCUCAGCUACCUGAUAUACCGAAACAGAAUCCGGAGAGACCUACACUACAAACCAAUCGAAGAAUUACGAUCCACCAACUUUUUAUUUUACAAACAUUUCAUUCUGUCCUCUUUCUUUCAGCUACGGCAUACUCUUAUGGUCCAUCGUCACGGGGAAAAGACCGUAUGAGAGUAAGUAAGACACCCUCACAUAUUUGCUUUGACCUUUUCUUCUCCGUUUAAGACUCUUCCUUAAUGUUUUUGAUAUUAUUGACGGAUCAGUAUGUGUACUUUGUGGUUGUUAUGUAACUGUUUGACAGGAUGUUCUUGUAAAAGCAGUUUAUAUGCUCCACUUUCUUUGCUAUCAAGUUGUUGUUUUUCGACAGUUUGUAGCUGGUUUUUGGUUUUACUUCUCAAAAAGAAAUGUCACAUCAUUAGUAACUGAGAUACAUUUUUUAAUCCCUCUUAAAUAGAUGCAAUUUCCAGCAUAGUCCGCCUCCAGAUCCCAGAAGGACAGCGUCCAUCGCUGGAUGAGAUGCGAAGCCAUGUUUCAGGAGUAGCGGGCUCGGAGGGUCUGACGUACCUCAUGAUAAAAUGUUGGGAAGGAAACUCCAAAAAAAGGCCGUCCUCACAUGGUAAAGUAACUUUUUCAUCUUCCAAUGAAUGACAUUUGUGGAUCACAAAAAAUAGCGACAUUCAUAUUGAAAAUGCUAACUAAAACUAGCAUUUGGCUAACAUGGACACAAAGAAUAAAAAGGUGAAGGUGAGGCUAGAGUUGGCUCGAGGUUCUUUUUGCGAAUACAGUUAGUGCAACAGAUGUACUCAAUGUAAAGGUCAUACAAUCACGAUAAACAACGUGAUGAGUCCCCCCAAAAGAAGUGAAGCCGCAAGAGUUUAAGCUCCACCUACCAGACUGGCUAAGGUAUCAGUCAUAAAGCCCACUUCCUCCAUGUAAACAGAUUGGACAUGUGCCAAACUUAAAUUGAACAGAACAUGUCAAAUAAAGUUUUCUAAAAAAUAACAAAACCAAAGGUAGGUUUGGUGGAUCAUAUUGUGUAACAUCCCAGCAGGAGAAAGACCUGAGCUGUUCUUACUACCUAAGUUCCCACAGUGGAAAACAAAAACAAAGAUCCACACCCCAUCUUGAUAUAAUUAAAACAGAUUACAGUAGUUACAAAACUCAAAUGUGUGUGUGUAUGUACAUUUUUAUUAUUGUGAAGACUUGAACUAAUGACUGUAUAAAAUAAAAACAUAAUCAUAGUGAUGUCACCCAAUGGUCUCUGGAGGUGUUUUGGAAUCCAACAAUGGCGAUGAAAAUGUUGACUUAUGUGGCGUUGGAUUCACCUCAGAAGUCAGAUGUCGAGUUUUCAGCGUUUCAGUUACCGAGUUGGAAAUAAGCAAAAUUGGAGGCCUGAAACAAGAUGGCUCCAUUUAGGAAUGUUAUUUUUGCGCUUGCCUUGUCCGAAUUUAAGGCAAGUGCUAAAAUAACCUUGGUAGAUGGAUCCACCUCGUUUCCGCCUCAGAUUUUGCUUAUUUCCAACUUGGUAACUGAAACGCUGGGAACUCGACAUCUGACUUCUGAGGUAACUCGAACGCACCAAAUAUCUAAAUGUUAGGGGCAAAUAAUGCUAAUAAUGUCUUAUCAAGCAAAACUAAUCAUCUAAAUGAUCCAAUUUUAAUUUUGCUGCAAAAACAGCUUUUCAUUAUGAGUGUGAAUAGGUGUCCUGGGCUUGUACAGCCAGCCCCAAGUGGACACUUGAGGAACUGCACUUUUUUUAACCCUUUGAUGCCUGAAACCACAAAUUAUGGCCAGAAAAUUCUAAUUUUUUGAAUUUUUAAAAUUUAACAAAUAUACUUAUGUAUCUUGUUUGACACAUUAGAUGUUUUUGGAAACUGAUAAACCACAAGAGGACAUUUUUAUCAUUUAUCUGACUGUAUUGAGGUGUUUUUUUCGUAAUUUGUUGAUCAUAUUGAUUGAUAGAAGUACCAUAAAAGUAUGUAUCAAAUGUGAUACAAAAGGCAACAAAGGCCUACUUUAAAUAUCCAACAAAGGUUCUGACUUUCACAAAACGAACUUUACUUCAAUAAAAGAAAACUUACUUUUCUGAUGCCUUUUCCUAACAUGUUUAACUUUUUAAAUUCUUCCGCAGAGUGUACGACAAUGACAGAAGAGUUGUAUAAAGUGCAUAAACAUGCAAUCAUUGACGUCGUCCAUCAAGUUCUCAAGAGGCUGGUGAGAUAUAUAUAUAUCAAUGAAUACUCGAGUCAUUUUGAGAAGCAGCAAAACAGCAGUUCAUCUUUCCGCCCCAGCGUUGACUUACUCUUCCUCUUUCCAGGAUCAACAGGAGGAAGGAAUCGUAGAGCAGGUUCAGAGCGUUUACAUCCCUGAGAUUUCAGGUUCGUUUGAUGUGCCCGUUGCUUCCUCGUUUGGGAUUACAAUCAGACAAUAAACCGAUAAAUGAAUCCGCAUUUCAGCUUAUUCUUUCUUCUUCUUUUUUUGCAGGUGCUAGAAGAAAGGAAGUGAAUCUUUCUACGAGCGUACCGACUGGGCGCCCAGUACAGGUACGAACUCAAUAACACAGACAACAAACAAAUGGACAAAAGACACAUUUUUCUCCAUCAUUUAGUCUCUUCUUUCCUUACAAUACAACAACAACAAAUGACUCACAGUCUGGUCAGGGAGUGUGCAUUUCUCUCUUUUGGCACAGAUUGCUCAAUGCUACAAUAUUCCUGCACAGUACGCUUUUUUUUCCUUCGGCUACGACAGAGAAAUAUUCCGUUCAUCAUUUCCUUCUCUUCUUGGGGAGUUUUUUGGGGAAAUGAAGUGUUUAAUUUCGCAAAAUUUAAGGUCAUGAUAAAGUGCAUAAAGUUUGGUAAAGGUUGGGCAAUCAGUGGUAGAACAGAAAUACAAGAACGGUCAAGAUAGUGAGUCUUACAACAUGGAAAAAUGUGAAGUAGCAUUUUGCAAGGGCCAACUAGUGAACUUUGUGUGAAGCUCAUACAUCUGGAGUCUUUAUCGCUUAUUUUAGUGAAACUGAGCUUUCUUUUGUUGCAGGAAAUGGGUGCUGGUUGGUCAGCGAAUCACGCGAACACACCGGGAGUUAAAGGUAAGAAAGGAAGCUGAUGCUGCAACAGCACAGAAACCACAAAAGUAAACACUCAGACAUGAUUUCAUUCUGCUAAACGCUCUUGUAUACUUCCUCCUCAGGUUCACCAUCACAGAGGCCAAUAAAUUGGUGUGACACUGACAACAGCCGGCCGUUUAAUCACCACAAAGUGAGGGAGUCGUCUGUUUACCCUAUUCUCUCUGCCCCUAAGUCUCCUCAGACUGUGCGCUCGUCCCAAAGCAUAGCGAGAAACGCAGCCCAGCAGUACUUUGUGGGUUUUUUACUUUUCUCUUUUCCAUCACAUAAUGACACGUGCAAAAUUUUUUUUUUCAACUUUUUCAUAAAUAUCACAAUUAAAUGUCCAUGAAGAUUCUCAUUUAUCCAGGUCAUAGUUUUUUGAAGACUAAAAAAGCGGGCAACUGGACUGUGUAGAGUUGAGAUUUCUCAACUCUACACAGUCAUACACACACAACCAUAUAUAAAAGAAUAUAUAUAUAUAUAUAUAUAUAUAUAUAUAUAUACUUUUAUAUGUGUGUGUGUGUGUGUGUGUAUAUAUAUAAAUAUAAAUAUAUGUAUAUAUUUUAAUAUAUGUGUGUGUGUAUAUAUACACACACAUAUAUAUAUGUAUAUAUAUAUAUAUACAUAUAUAUAACAGUAUAUAUAUAUGUGUGUAUAUAUAUACACACACAUAUAUAUGUGUAUAUAUAUAUAAAUAUAUAUAUGUGUAUAUAUAUAUAUGUGUGUGUAUAUAUGUGUAUAUAUAUAUAAAUAGAUAUAUAAUUAUUAUUUUAUCUAUGUAUAUCUAUAUAUCUAUAUAUCUAUAUAAAUAUAAAAGUAUAUAUUUAUAUAAAUAUAUAUAUAUAUAUUUAAAAGUAUAUAUAUAUAUAUAUAUAUAUAUAUAUAUAUAUAUAUAUAUAUAAUUUAAUAUAUGUGUGUGUAUAUAUACACACAUAUGAUUUGGCCUCUGAUAGUAAAAUUUAUUUUAGAAAAAAAAGGUAAAAAGAAAAACGACAAUAUUACACAAUAUAUAAUAAGUGGUGUGCCUGAGGGCUCUUUACUAGGACUUUCGUUGUUUACAAUUUACAUGAUUAGUGAUAGUCAAAGUGUCUCCAAUGCAAAUUUUCAUUUGUAUGCGGAUGAUAAAGUUAUUUACUGUUCCACUCCAACACAUUUUCAGACUCUCUGUCACUUACAAGAUGCCUUUUAUACGGUACAGUGCACUUUUUUGAGUUAAAACUGAUCGUAACCUCUAAUAAAACAAAGUUCACGAUGUUUACAAACUCAAAUACCAAGCUGGGAUGACUUAAAGUGUUUAGAUAGUUCACAUCAUCUCAGCACUGGUUAAUAACUUCCUGUGGUUCUUCCUCACCUUACGUGUUUCUUUUCACCAACAGCGUCAGUGGUCCUUCUCCAGCAUUUUCCCCUGCUACUCUCGUCCACCUCCGCCUGAUAUGUACAUCAAGAUGAGCCAUGUGACAGGGCUUCAGUACGGCAACAACAACACCAUGCACAUCACCACCGUGGCCCAACAGGAGAGGAGGCGGCACCCAACAGCACCACCUAGUGUCAACUCCCCACAGACAUAACAAAGAAGCGAAAGAGACAAAGAAAGGAUGUCUUUUGUGUAAGUUUUGGACGUGAGAAACUUUUCUUUUACAACCUCAAAAACAGUCGGAGGACUCCAGACCAGAGGUGCUCAUAGAGAUUUCUUGGGUCAGGGGUCCAAGGCGAGGCGGAUGCCCACCCCACCUACAAAUAUUCUUUAUUCACUCUGAACUUGCCAAAAAGCAUUAGCAACAACAUUUUUUCUUUCUAUACUGAUUUCAAGCGCUUUGUUUCUUACAUAAAACUGAAAAUUAUCAACUUGACAUGAUGAAGAUCAUCCAGUGGCAUUAGAUGAAAAAUUCUGGGUGGGUAAAUGACACCAGCAUAGAAAGACACCUGACUGAUAGACUUUCUAUUCUCGAGGAAACCGAAACAACCUUAACUGCUACUUUAAGGUAGCUAAUUUUGUGUGCCUCUGUGAGGUGGCCCUUAUUCUUCGGCUUGUAGUUGCACCAAUGCAAUAAAAUCGAUUUUUCACAUCAUGUAAAGAUGUGAAGAAAAACUUUUACUUAGGUUUUGGUCACUUUGUUUUUUCAAGUUGUUCUGCUUUGAUUUUGCAGCUAAUGAAGAUGUGUUAUUAUUAUUCAAUAGUCUGUUCCAUAACUAUCCAAAAACUUCCUACAGUAGCUUUAAAACAAAACAAAAACAGCUCUUGAUUGUAGCUUUAAUGGACUGAAACAUGAACAAAUGGACCAAAAGUUUACUUCUUCUUCUUCUUCUUCUCUUUUCUUGUCAUAUAACGGCGGUAAACAGCUGAGUUAUAUUAGCUCAGUUUUGAAGUAUUAGCAGAAGUCGUUCUAGGUUCAGUUCCUCUCAGGAAGCCACCCGAUGUCUUGUAAGUUCAGUAUUUGUGUUUGUGUUAGGCCUCCGUUGUUGAGUCACUAUUUUUACACAACAGGAAAUUUUGAAGAGGAAGCUUCUGCGUGUAUGGUCCUGUUGUACUUCAUCGUUUCUGUUUUUGAUUUUUUAAACCUUGUUUUGUGGCAUAAAAGCUUUUAUUUUAUUUUAUUUUAUUUUAUUUAUUGUGGUUCUCUCCUCAGAACAUUUUCAGCCGACCAGCCAAACUUCACACCUCUAUUCUGCUCUGUCAGCAGUAAAAAUACCAGCCAAGCCUGAUCAUAUGGUUUUGGUUUUUUAACCAACUGUGGUAAAAAAAUAAAUAAAAAAAAACAUGGUAACGGUGCCAGCUCACCAUCAGGUGCCAAAAAACGACUGAAGAACAGAUUGACUAUUAAUUUAAAACGGGUUGAUUUGUUGUUUCACGCCUCUGAGGAGAAAAUUUAUCGUUUGACAUACGACAGAGGACUGAUCAUGAGUUACAUCGGUGCUUCUUUGUGUUUGUAAAUACAUCUUUUUUAAUACUUUUUGCAUUAAAUUAACUUAUUUAGUUUAUGUGAAUUUGUACAAAAUAUGAAGUCAUGUAUAUCUAUUUUUGGGGGGGAUUUUAAAUGUAGAAACUUGAUAAUAUUGCAUUUUUCCAGUGUUGCAUUUCAAGAAACGGUGCUGUCGUCCAAAUGUUGACAUCUUGAAAACUGAACUCAGUAAAAACACGUCAUGUUUCAACUUUAGGAAUGUGUUUGAAUAAUUGUAUGCAAUGUUGAAAUUGUUUUUAUUAUGCUUUUUUUUGUAAAAGCAAUAAAAAAAAUAAAUAAAAAUAAAAUGGAAAUCUGACAUUUUCUCCUGAAA